This is a messenger RNA of Arabidopsis lyrata subsp. lyrata, 886 nucleotides long. RefSeq lists its product as uncharacterized. The transcript is spliced from 4 exons. The coding region runs from base 86 to 886 and encodes 266 amino acids. The record is from RefSeq and is a predicted model, not a curated record. NCBI's taxonomy places the organism in Eukaryota, Viridiplantae, Streptophyta, Magnoliopsida, Brassicales, Brassicaceae.
CAUAGAGCAAUUCCUGUUAAGGAUUGUUGAUGAUGUUCAUGCUUGUGAGAUAUUCCCGUGGGGAAGGUAUUCUUUUGAGUAAUGUAUGACAGGGAUCCGGAGAAUGAUGAAAAACAUGAAAGGUGAGGUGAAACCAAAAGCACAGAGCAGCUUUUUUGGAUUCAUCACUCCUCUUGAGAUUUUUGCAUUUGAGUGCAUACCACAGCUUGGAAGGCGAUUCAGAGAAGCUGUUCCCGCAGCUAAUGACUGUCCAAGAAUGUGCAAAUCUAAAUUAACUGACAGUUGCAUGAAGGGCUUUACCUUGGAUGAAAUAAACCAAGCCCUUGGUGAAAUUAAGGAUAUCUCAAGCAUCUUGGAACCUGAUAUGGAUGAGAAAGAGAUGUUGUCUGGCCUUGUUGAGAAAUAUGUUGAUGAAGGGAUGGGAUUUAUUGAUCCAGUUGUUGAAGGUUGGAGAGAGCAGCUGAUCACAAAGAAGAAGAAAAUCUGGUGGAAAAGUCUAUACCAGAUGGACUUGCAGGCUCGGGGUUUUGGUGAUGUUGUCCCUGAAGUGGCUGAGAGGCUUGGUGAUGUUAAAGAAAGAGAUGGUGAAGUCUCGGAGAGGCUUGGUGAUAUCCUCUCAUUACAGUCAGCUGUGGACAAAGGAUUUGCGAAGAUCAUGGAGAAGUUUGCUGAGAUGGACAGCAAAGUGAGUAUGCUGGAUGGGAGAGUGAAAGAAUUAGAGGGUUAUGUGGCAAUCCAGCUAGAGAAAGAGCGGUACAAUGAGUAUCAUCCAGGGACUUCAAGUGAUUUUGUGCCAACCUAUUGUACACCAACUGCUAAUCAACCAAUAGCGAGUCCGACAAAGGCUUUGGUCCUUCACAGCGCAUUUUAUGUAUUUGGGGUUUAG